This is a messenger RNA of Nematostella vectensis (starlet sea anemone), 1692 nucleotides long. Its product is annotated as monocarboxylate transporter 10. The record is from RefSeq and is a predicted model, not a curated record. Gene Ontology annotation, biological process: transmembrane transport. Gene Ontology annotation, molecular function: transmembrane transporter activity. Bases 125 to 1492 code for a protein of 455 amino acids. Lineage: Eukaryota; Metazoa; Cnidaria; Anthozoa; Actiniaria; Edwardsiidae. The transcript has 6 exons.
AAGAAAGCUAUAGGGUCAUGUGAUGGUUUUACGUCGUACACGUACCAAACAGAAAGCUAGAUGCGCCUUGUAAAAUUGGCCUAACCAGCUCUCACCAUAAUCCCAAGAUAGCCAGAAAGGUAGUAUGGGUCUGAAGUUACCCAGGCCUCCGCACCGCCAGGACGGGCCGUGGGCCUGGGUUGUUCUUAUGUGUGGGGUGCUACAUGCCUGGUUGACACACGGGUUUAAUCGCUCGUUUGGAAUCUUCCUUCCCGCUCUUAUGGAUGAAUUCAAUGAAACACGUGGAAAUGUUGCCCUCUUAGGGUCUUUGUCCGUUGGAACGAUCCUUAUCAUGUCUGUAGUGACGGGCUUCCUGUGCACACGCCUGGAUGUCCGAGUCGUGUCCGGGAUCGGACACAUCAUUCGUUGCUGCUCGCUCUUGGCCACCGCUCUCCUGUAUAACAUCAUACCAAUGUAUUUUGUAUUUUCUUUGGCGUUCGGUGUCGGCGGAUCUUUCAUGUUUAUCCCAGUUAUGUUUUCUAUUCCAAGGUACUUCAAAAAGAAGCGUUCCAUGGCGGUUGGCAUAGUGACGGCAGGAGCCGGUCUUGGUGUUAUGACGAUUCCACCUCUUGCGCAAUACUUCGUCGAUACCUUCGGGUGGAGAGACGCUAUGAGAUUGCUGGCCUGUCUAUACGUAGGCUCAUGCGUUUGCACGCUAGCUUAUUCUCCGGAUGUUAUUGAAAGUACUGUUAGGAGAGAUCAGGCAGUAUUACCUGUGCAGCCCAUGGACAAGGAGAGCAAAAAGAAACAUUUAAGUGAACAGUUUGAUUGGUCCUUGUGGAAGGUUCCCAAGUUUCAGAUUGCUGCAAUGUCUAUUUGCCUGGCCACGUUUGGCAUGUACAACGCACCGAUACACCUGGUGAAGUUUGCUGGCGAGAUUGGCUUCCCCGCCACUAGAUCCUCUUUCCUCUACACUUACAUGGGCGCUGCUACAGUUAUUGCUCGUCUAAUCACGGGACCCCUGUGUGAUUCCCCGAGGAUCAAUGUCUCAUACAUCAAUCUAAGUACCCAGGUUCUCGCAGCCAUUUCUGUCAUGCUUCUGACCCAGGCCACUAGCUAUGCUCAUCUUAUAGCUUUUUCAGUGGUCAGCGGACUAGCUGACGGAGCGUUUCGUACAACAAUAACGAUAAUCUUUGUAGACGCUGGUGGGUCACGUGACAAGGCUGCUAUAGCGUACUCGCAAGCCGUGACUGUUACUGCUAUAUUUCAAGGUGCCGGUCCUCCUGUGGCAGGUUUGAUGGCCGACCAAUCAGGCUCUUACACGUCAGCAUUCUACAUGAGUGGUAUUGUGCUUUUGGUAGCAGCCGCUGUGCGCUUGGUACCGACGUGUAUCUCUAAACUGAGGCAUAUCAAACAGGGUUCGGGAGCCGAGGAACUUGAGAUGAGUGACAAUCCCGCCUUAGGAGGUAGUGGUGGGUCAAAUAGGCCUUCAUUUGUCGUCACGAGGUUAUGAUUUGUCUUCACGAGGGUAUGCACCUUACGUAAUGAAGAUGACGAUAGCAAGGAGAGCGUGAUCAAAAAAUGGUUUCAAGCUUGGCUCUCAAUUCUAAUUUAGUUUCGGUAAAAUAAUGUCAUUUUUAUAAAAAAAGUAAAGAAAAGUCUAGAGACUUAUUUGUGCUCUAGUGAAUAAUAAAAAAAGUCUGCUUAACAGCG